Messenger RNA from Ostrinia nubilalis (European corn borer), 3347 nucleotides. RefSeq lists its product as uncharacterized. NCBI's taxonomy places the organism in Eukaryota, Metazoa, Arthropoda, Insecta, Lepidoptera, Crambidae. The record is from RefSeq and is a predicted model, not a curated record. The transcript is spliced from 12 exons. Gene Ontology annotation, biological process: protein phosphorylation. The coding region runs from base 156 to 3347 and encodes 1063 amino acids. Gene Ontology annotation, molecular function: protein kinase activity; ATP binding.
GAUCCGCCUGUGACCGCGACAGACAGACAAGCGAGGCCCAGCCUAACUGGCGCGGAUGAAGUGGAUCACCGGAGCGCAACGAAAAUUACUUAGACUGACGGAUAGUUUUUGUAUGUAGUGUAAGAAAUAGACGAAAAGUGGAUUCGCUGCAGGACAUGGGAGUCUUCAAGUGGCUGCGUCGGGAACGUGUAACGGUGACCACUCGUCACGUGAGUCCCGAGCCCACGACUCCAGAAGAACAAUGCCCAAAGAGUGCCUCGCAGGUGGGCACCAUACGCACCGAGGAGUACAAGCGGGACUUGGCAGAGUUCCAAGCGAGGAGGUCCGCGGGAAGCAAAGACCUACAAGUCACACCCUCCAAGAAGAAAUGCGGCCGCCACUCGCUACCGGUCUCCUGCACAGACUGCGCAGAACACGAUAACACAUUCAACUACGAGAAGAAAUCCGCCGUCAAAUACAAGAAGAAAACCCACAAACGAAUCAGAAGCGCCAUGUCCGAAGAGAAGAUUUACGACGGCCUCCCAAACAUACAAUUUCUGUUCCAAAAUCAAGUUUUUAUGCCCGGAAAUAUGCUGGCGACGUCUACUUACUCCGAACCACACAAAUCGCGGCGAAAUUCUCGGCAAAGAUGCUACAGGCCGCCAGAUCCUGAAUUCCAAGCCCAAAGGCAUAUAGAUUUUAAAGACGAAGAUCGCGUGGAUUCUCCAGAAUUCUGCAAAAAGAGUUCCUUGCCUUUCGACCUGAGGAAUUUUUUGGAUGGUACUAGAAGUGAUGUGGAGGAAGUAGACGGUGCGAAGGAGGGGGGAGACGUGAAGAUAUCUAGUCAGUUAUCAUCAAACGGCGUUAACAAUGACAGCGGGGAAGAUAAGCUUUGGGAGGUGAUGAGCGAGCUGAAGAAUCUUGACCAGUGGGCAGACGAGCAACUGCAGCCCCGGUCGCCGAAUACGACCAAGUCUGAAGACAGCAAAAGUGACACAAGCGCAUUGGGGCUGCCGAUCGCGAGCGCAAGCAACCUAGACGUGAGCUCAGACAGUAGUAAGGUGUGGAACCACGGCCGCUGGGGCGUGGUCCCGGUGCAAAUCAAGAGGAUGCCCGGUGUCACAGGCGAGCACGUCAGGAGGAAACGGAACACGGAGAUAAACAUAUUGAGAAAAUGUCGCCACCCUAACAUCAUCCUGCUAAUGGGGCUGUAUCCCGACGUGCACAAUAACGUGCAUAUCGUCUGCGAGCGCUGUGUCGAUACGUUGUAUGGCAUAAUACAUGUGCAAGGCCGGAUUCUAACCGCUCAAAUAUCGGUGCGCUACGCUCUGGACAUCGCGAAUGCUCUAGUCUUCCUUCGGAUGCAAGGAUACGUGCACAGCGAAUUAAGCAGCCACAGCAUCAUGAUAACUGGCCAUGACGCGGCCAAACUGGCCGACCUUAGUCCGUGCCUGAAGCUGCCGAAAGCGAGGGAGAGAAGAGAUAAGGGGUACGAGAUUUACUCGCCGGAGCCGCAGUAUGCUACUAUUGAAGAUACGCGUGAAACCAACAGCGCGGAAUGCGAGCCUCUCAUAUCGGAGCGUUCGUCAGAGGCGUACCUGACCUCCCACGCGGUGUCAAAGGACUACCUGACGUGCCGGAACUCUGAGCACUACCGCUGGCAAGCGCCGGAACUAUUCGAGCCAGAUGAAGAAGGCUUUGUUCACGCGUGUUCUCGCAGUGAUGUGUACUCGCUCGCACUCAUACUGUGGGAGUGCUGCAACGGUGAGUCUCUCUCCUACCUCUUAGGACUACUGAUGAAUCGGAACUCUGAGCACUACCGCUGGCAGGCGCCGGAACUGUUCGAACCUGAUGAGGAGGGCUUUCUCUUAGGACAACUGACUUGUUGGAACUCUGAGCACUACCGCUGGCAAGCGCCGGAACUAUUCGAACCAGAUGAAGAAGGCUUUGUUCACGCGUGCUCCCGAAGCGACGUCUACUCGCUCGCGCUUAUACUGUGGGAGUGCUGCAACGCUGCGCUCCCAUGGAAGACACUAUCCUACGACAAGCUCAAAGAGCUCUACGUGCUAUGGAAGACGGGCAUCCGUCUACCAAACAACGGGACCUACCCGGGCAGCCUACUGGCCCUGCUGCAAGGCGGGCUGAAGGUGCAACGCGGGGAGCGCAUAGACCUGGCUGUUAUGCAGGACACUUUGCAGAAUGUUAAGCGCAACAUUGACGAUCUGGAGUACAUAGUCAUACCGGCGAGGCUAGCUAAGAAAAAGUCUGACUUCAGUUCUAUGGCCUGGGACACCACAUCGCCUACCGAUUCCGACUGCCUGAGUCCGCGCGACAUACAACACGACGUCGUGGUCCACAAAGAAAGAGACAGCUCUACUGAGAGCAGCGAGAAAGACUGCAGCAAAAGCGACAGCCCACAUUACGAACAAAUCCUCAAAUCGCGCACCGAAACUUAUACCAUCCCCGAGAAAUGCUUCAUAUCGGAUGAGGACCAAGUCGAUGAUAGGCCAGUUCUAAAAUACAACCACCUCCCAGAGAAAGACUUUUCUAGCGCCUGCUCGACUCCAAUAGCAAAAAUCAGGGCGCGCAUCAAAGAUAUAGGCACGCCAGGCUUACACAGAAGCGACUCCACCGAAUAUUGCAGCAUUCUAAGCCCGAACCGCACGAACCAUUUUGCGUCUAAUAACGAAACGUUCAAUCUCAAUGAAAGACCCACGACGAAACUCAGCAGGAGUUUCACCCCUAAAUCGUACAAACCCCUUCACAUCAAAGUGCCGGAGUGCAAUUUGGACUCUAUUAAAGAUAUAUUGAAGGAACAUAAUGGCAGUGAACGUUCGUCGUACAAUUUUGAUAUUAAAAACUACAGUUUGCCGACGACGCCGAUCGCGCGGAGCAAUAAGCUCAGGAAAAACGCGUGGCUCUCAGGCGACUUGAGUAUGACACGACAGAGCAACGAGGCGUUGCAGGAUUCAAAGAAUAGUAGUAAAGACAAAAAUGAAGAUUCGCCGCCAGACACUCCAAUGAUGUCUAAUAACACAUCGUUGGAAAAAGAACAGCCUGUUGAAACGACAGGUUUUCAAUAUCCCACAAAAGAAUGCUCUCCGCAAAGUGUCGAGACUCAAGACAGCUUUUCCGGACUCAGGACGGCGAAUCAGACCCAAUUGUCGCCCGAGUGCGAAGACCCAGUGCGGGAAAGAAGCAACUCCUGGUCAUUCCGCACCUCCAUGGACCGCAGCAAGUUCAAGAUGGAGGAGGACGUUCUAACAGGCGUCAACGUGAAGCCUCUGGUGGCCAUACACGAGCGCUGGAUAUACGAGGCCAACCGCAAGACCGGCCGGUCCAUGUCGCUGCCUGAGGACCACAAGUGA